Molecule: messenger RNA, 3433 nt
Organism: Danio aesculapii
Lineage: Eukaryota; Metazoa; Chordata; Actinopteri; Cypriniformes; Danionidae
Gene: lrch3
Product: leucine-rich repeats and calponin homology (CH) domain containing 3
Exons: 20
Coding region: 53-2242 (729 amino acids)
Molecular function (GO): protein binding
Source: RefSeq, a predicted model, not a curated record
CUCCGCGCUCGUGUGGGGCCCGUGAGGAUCCAGCGGGAGUGUUAGCUGUGUAAUGGCGGCUUCGGUGUUGCUCUCCGCUGAAAGCGCCGUACCCUCUUUUACCGUCGGCCAUCCCGCAGGAGCUGUUGCGGCGGGAGGAACUACCCAUCACGGAUUAUCAAAUGCCCCCGGACCCGCGUCCUGGAACCGCUCGCUGGACCGGGCGCUGGACGAGGCGGCGGCCACUGGAGGGCUCAACCUGAGCGGCAGGAAACUGAAGGAGUUCCCGAGGAGCGCCGCCGGACACGACCUGACCGACACCACCCGGGCCGAUCUGUCUCGAAACAGGUUGACGGAGCUGCCGGUGGAGGUUUGCAUGUUCGUGUCGCUGGAGAAUCUGAACCUGUACCAGAACUGUCUGCGUUCACUACCAGAAAGUCUGAUCAACCUGCAGUCGCUCACCUACCUGAACAUCAGUCGUAACCAGUUGUCGACUCUUCCCGCUCACCUGUGCCGGCUGCCUCUUAAAGUGCUGAUCGCUUGCAAUAAUAAGCUGGUGUCCCUGCCGGAGGAUCUGGGCAAACUCAGACAGCUCACUGAACUGGACAUCAGCUGUAAUGAGAUCCAGACGCUUCCUCCACAGAUCGGUCAGCUGGAAGCUCUGCGAGACCUCAACAUCCGCAGAAACCACCUCGUCCGCCUGCCACCUGAGCUGGCGGAGCUGCCGUUAGUGCGGCUGGAUUUCUCCUGUAAUAAGGUGACGUCAAUCCCAGUGUGUUACCGCAAUCUCAGACACCUUCAGAGCAUCAUUCUGGACAACAAUCCUCUGCAGAGCCCACCUGCACAGAUCUGUAUAAAGGGAAAGAUCCACAUAUUUAAAUAUCUGAACAUGGAGGCGUGCAAAGCUGCAUCAGAGCUUCCAGACUACGACAGACGGCCACUGCCCUUCGGCUCCUGUGUGGAGGAUCUGUACUCCGGCCGACCGUAUGGAGCUCUGGACUCUGGCUUCAACAGUGUGGACAGUGGAGACAAGAGGUGGUCCGGAAAUGAGCCUUCAGACGAGUUGUCAGACUUGCCCUUGAGAGUGGCUGAAAUCACCAAAGAGCAAAGACAGAGACGAGAACGAGACGAUCACCGGACGGGGACUCACAUCACCAACGGCACAAUGGAGUCAGAGAUGGAGCAGAUAGACUUCAUUGACAGCUGUACGGCUGAGGAUGAUGAUGAGGAGGGGCGGAGCCGCAGAGGGGUGGAGUCAGUGAGCCUCAGCUCUCAGUUCAUGGCCUACAUUGAAAGACGCAUCACCAGAGAGGGUUCACCUGUAAAAACCAGUCCAUCCAGAACUGACGACCCAAGACGGCAAACCUCCUUACAUAACCGUGGAGUCUCAGAUUCAUCAGGCUCAUCUUCAUAUGCUCAUAACCAGCGGUCUGCUGGUGGUGGUGUGGAGCGAGUGAGACGAGAAGCUCAGCUGGCAGCGCUGCGGUACGAGGAGGAGAGACAGAAAACACGAUCAGUGCAGCGAGACGCUGUUAUGAAUUUCGUCAAGCACAAGUCGUCUCAGAGCCCGACAAAGCUCAGUCCAACAGACAGCGAGAGUCUGUACCCCUCCCGACGCUCCACCCACACUGAUGACUCCGCCCUCUUCAUGCAAGGUGAAGAUUAUGCCUCACCCACUGCCCUCCAGUCACCCAGUUACCCCAGCCCUGCGGCACUGUCGCCCUCCCGCGGCCCCAAUCAUAGGCCUGAGAGUUACCUGUUUCGCCUGAGUCAGCGAGAGGAGAAGAAAAAAGGAGAAUCAAGCACACAGAAGGCGGAGCCAGCAGAAGCCACACCCACACAGAGUCCAGCCCCUACUGGAGAGGAGGCGUUACUGAUUGAGCAGCUGAGAAGGAAUAUCGAGUGUCGACUCAAGGUGUCCUUACCCAGUGAUCUCGGAGCAGCUUUGACUGACGGGGUCGUGUUGUGCCAUCUGGCCAAUCAUGUGCGUCCUCGAUCCAUACCGAGCAUCCAUGUACCCUCACCGGCAGUGCCGAAACUGACAAUGGCCAAGUGUCGACGGAAUGUGGAGAACUUCCUCGAGGCGUGCCGCAGAAUUGGAGUUCCUCAGAGUCAGCUGUGUCUCCCUCUGCACAUUCUGGAGGAGCGAGGUCUGCCUCAGGUUGCAGGAACGGUUCGGGCUCUCCUGGAUUUGGCUCCUCCGAAACACACACCGUCUCCCAGCUCCACCCCGACCAGCGCCGGCACUGCCCUCGUGCUGUAGGACUCGUCCCAUCAGCCCCAAACAUCCUCAAGACUCCUUUCAGCUCAGAGAACGGUUCAGUAAUGGUAACAAACACACACUACCUGCUCCACAAAGCUGACUGACGGCACCGGAAAACAGAGACUCAUCAAAGCAUUUCGCUUAUGUUUUAACAGUUAGUUUUACACUUUAGUAUCUUUACCUAUUAUGGGUGGUGUUCAUUUUUUAUUAUGUAUAAAAUUAUUAUUAUUAUUAUUAUUAUUAUUAUUAUUGACUCUUAAGUGAUGUGGAAAUGAGAGCUGGCCAAACUACCCAAGCUCGCCUAUCUGAGAGUUACAAUGACUACUGGUUGAAUCUCACAAAAUCUGUUAAGUUCACAUUUCACCCUAAAAUAAACAAGAUAUUACACUUGGGGGAGAAAUAAAAGUCCCAAAUCUUUUUGAGCACCAUUUAUAGUUUUGUGACGUUUAUUUUUUGGACUAGCCCUCGUGCAAAAAUAUAAUGAUAAUGAUGGAUUAUUUAAAUGCAUUUACAUUUUAUUGCACAUUUAAUUAAAUUAAAUGUUUAGAUUUUAUUUAUUCAUGAUUUAGAUAAUAAAUCAUUGCUGUGUUUUACUGUUUAACAAUAAUGAGAGCAUCUACUGGAUAAUAGGAAGUAAUUAAUGUCCAAUUGUAUUAUGGUAAUGUGAAUUUCUUCAGAGGUCGACUUGAUUAUGAUCAAUAGAAAUAGAUGUAAAUAGAUGUGUCACAGUAAUGGAAAUUAUGAUGAUAAUGUUACAAUACAACAAAAUCGUUAUAAAAAAAUGCAAAAACCAAUGAAAUAUUAUUUAAAUCAAAGUAUUAAUGCACUUAAUUUGAUUUAUUAAAGUAAAUGUGUAUGCUUAUUUAUUUGGAUUUACAUAUUAAAUCAUUGAAUUGUCAAAUGGUGUGUAUUAGAGUAAUGAGAGUAGUUACCGAACAAUUUGAACUGAAUAAGAAAAAAACUCAAUUAAAAAUAAUAAAAUUAAAUGCUCAUUACCAUAACCAAAGUAUGAAAUGAUUUAUUAUUUAAAUUGUAAUGCAUUUAUGUUUAGUAAUUUAUUGGCAUAUUUCAUAGCGAUGAAACUCAAAACAUCAGGAAAUACCACGGUAAUGACAUUUUGGGAGGAGAUGAGCUUUAUUUUGAAAAUAAUGCAUCAAUGUAAAAAAAUAAAUAAUAAAUACAAUUUUUAGG